AUGAAGUCAAAGAAACAGAAAAAAAUAACAAGAAGAGAAAGAAAAGAAUUCCUAAGCCCUUUAUACAUUCCACCUGCCAAAAAAAAAGAUUCGGAAGGUCCAGUUUCAAAAAUUAUUCAAUAUAAAUAUGAAUUUAACCUUGAUUGGUACCUUUUAACCUUCAAAGAUCACAGAAGACAGCCGGAGUGGCAGCAAUAUAGAAAUUUAGAGGGGUGCAAUGAAAUGAUCAGGGAUUUUUGGAUCCGGGAAGAAGCUGGGGCAAAUCCGAUGGUUGGCCCUUUUGGUUCAUCAAAAUUCUUGCGUUCUUCAACUCAAAGUAAUCGACGUAAAUGGACAGGAAGUCUGGAAAAAGGCCAAAAUAAAUCAUUUCUCGCAACCGUUCUCUUGAAGCCUUAUCCUGGACACUGUCAUGAUUUGUAUUCACUAUUUAAAAUUAUCGGGAAAACUCUUUGGAUACGAGAUUCUAUACCAAUAUCAUAUGCUAAAGAAUUUAUUCAACCUGCAGACAAGAAUAUGUCCCUUUUUACUAUCGAGGCUGCUUACGAUGAUGAUAUAUCUAAGCUUUAUAUUGAAUGUGCUUUGAUGGAAUGGAGUGAAAAAGCCGGAAUAGUUUGGAUUGAUGAAUCAAUGUCCUCUUUUUAUAUAAUAUUCCCAAAUUCUGAUACUAUUUACCUAAAUUUUGGAUGUUUGACUCGACCAACUGCUACAUUUUUUGCCAUCUUUAAAACUUUACCAUCAUUUCAAUCGAUGGGAUUACAACCCAAUUAUAUACCUCAUUUGAUGAAUCUUAAAGAUUUACCAAAUUGUAAAUUUAUAGGUUAUGGGGAUGGUUGUUGGCCUCCUGAUUCGUCCGUAAAUUUAGAAGAGUGGUUCCUGCAUGGUGGGUUCAUAACGUUAACAGCUCAAACAUUUAAUAAACAAGACCAUAUUUUCGAUAGACUGCAUAAAGUGUUUCAAUAUCAGUCAGCACUCAAUGUUUCUUCAACAUGGAAAGUGGUCAUAUGUAAAAAUGUUGAAGAUAAUUUGGCAAAAAAUUUUGAAAAAUUUCGUUGUAGACAGUCAUUAAUUUCAUCACGCAUGAUCCAAUUAAGCCUCAAAGAAGGAUCAAGUAGAUAUUUUGAAACAGACGAACUUUUUUACCCAAAAAAGAAACUAAACUCUAUGUCAAUUAUAAAAUCCCUAAGUUUUCAUAUGAUAAAAUUGCAUAAUAAGCAUUGGAAAAAAAAACGACACUUUAUUAUAAUAUGUGAACCUGAAGAAAAAUAUAAUGAUAUUAUUUCUGUUCCAGGGGUUGAUAGAUUGACUCUGAAAGAAUUUGAGUUAAAAUUUGGUUCCAGCGAGAGAAUAUUACUGCAAUAA
Messenger RNA from Dentiscutata heterogama, 1359 nucleotides. The record is from the annotation of a GenBank genome assembly. NCBI's taxonomy places the organism in Eukaryota, Fungi, Glomeromycota, Glomeromycetes, Diversisporales, Gigasporaceae.